Molecule: messenger RNA, 456 nt
Organism: Letharia columbiana
Lineage: Eukaryota; Fungi; Ascomycota; Lecanoromycetes; Lecanorales; Parmeliaceae
Exons: 2
Coding region: 1-456 (151 amino acids)
Molecular function (GO): protein binding
Source: RefSeq, a predicted model, not a curated record
AUGAGCUCGCCUCAGCUUAUCGAGUGUAAUGGGCAAGUUGACGAAGCCAUCAGCUACUCGAGUAUGUCGUUAAGAUUGAAAAGAAAAGCUGGCCGUAGACCAUCCUCUCGACUUGCUUCUCAACAUGGCUUGGCUUAUCGAUCAAAUGGGCAGAUUGAUAAAGCCUUGAACUGCUCGAGCAUGUCGUUAAGAUUGAGAAAGAAAAUCUGGCCGCAGACCAUCUUUCGGCUUGCUUCGCAGCAUGCGCUCGCCUUAGCUUAUGGAAAUAAUGGGCAAGUUGACGAAGCCAUCAAGCUACUCGAACAUGUCGUUAAGAUUAGACAAGAAACGCUGGCCGAAGAUCAUCCUGAUCGACUUGUCUCACAGGAAGCGCUCGCCCAGAUUUAUCGAGAAAAUGGACAAGCCGACAAGGCCGAAGGGAUUGAGGGUAGACCCACACCGGAGACGAGCCGUUGA